This is a messenger RNA of Anolis sagrei ordinatus, 897 nucleotides long. Its product is annotated as taste receptor type 2 member 143-like. NCBI's taxonomy places the organism in Eukaryota, Metazoa, Chordata, Lepidosauria, Squamata, Anolidae. Gene Ontology annotation, molecular function: bitter taste receptor activity; G protein-coupled receptor activity. Gene Ontology annotation, biological process: G protein-coupled receptor signaling pathway; sensory perception of taste. Gene Ontology annotation, cellular component: membrane. The record is from RefSeq and is a predicted model, not a curated record.
AUGUCUUCUCCUCCCACGACUCUUGUCUUACUGGUGACUGAAGCUGUCUUGGCCAUCAGUGGGCUCCUCUGGAAUGGCUUUAUUGUUACUGUGAUCAUUCCGUGGACUAAAUGCAGGACCCUUGCAUCCAGUGAACAGCUUCUUCUAAGCCUGGGUCUGUCCAAUGGGUGUGUGACCAUUGUCAUUGGUGUACUUGACUUAAGUUUAGCAUUAGAAUAUAAUUUCAGUUCUUUAAUUUCUGAGAUAUGGUUCUCCUUUUUUUUCCUUACUGUGAUAUUCAGAUAUUGGCUCACUGCUUUGCUUUGUUUCUUCUACUGCAUCAAGAUUGUGAAUAGUACCCACACGUUCUUCCUUUGGUGCAAACUGAAGAUAUCAUGGCUAAUACCCCGACUUUUGAUGGGAUCUAUUAUUAUCUCCUUGUCUGCUUUCAUUGUGACAUUAAGUACUAUGCAUAUACCACCACAAGAAAGCCCAAUGGUCAAUAAUACAAUGGUUUCCCAAGGAAAAUUAUUGAAAGACACCCUCACAACUUUUGAUGUGUUAUUUUUAACUUUUGGAUCUGGUUGUCCUUUUCUUGUGGUUUUAUUGUGCUCCAUUUUAGUUGUUGCCUCACUCUUUGGACAUGUCUGUCAAAUAUCAGGGAAAGAACCCCAUUUCAGGAGUUUCCAGGCAAAAGCUCAUAUCAAGGCAGCUGGGACAGUGCUAUCUCUGCUAUUGCUUUAUCUUUCAUUUUUUACGGUACAGACUUUUUCUAUGACUGUAUAUAAAGAAUGCAAUGAUGGAUUUCUUUGGGCAAUGAUGGCUGCAUAUUCUCCAGCUCAAGCUGCCAUUCUGGUGUUGACUAACCCCAAAUUAAAGCAGGCAUUAUGCUCGAUGGUUCAAAGAACAAAGCUUUAA